AUGAGUUGCUGGGAUGAAGAUCCAGACAAAAGACCAAGUUUCGAAGCCUUGCAAACUGAGUUGUUGCAGUUGAUUGGUGGAGGACUACACGUUUCUUCAGUCUCUUCAAUAACAACAGAUCCAAACUAUGACGUCUGUCUGUCAGUUGAUGAACAAACAGCAGGGUUCUCAAAUUAUCAAAACGCUUCCACGAUUCCGUUAGAAAUCUCUAAACAAAACACCAAAGGGCGUGACCAAGUCAGGGCUUAUGUCAAUGAUGAAAUUGGGGUUAUGCCCAUUUUUAAUUUUUCCGAAAGAAAGACCAUCCUGAAUGUCUUUAUCACAAUACCAGCAUGUUACUCUCAAAAAGAUCGAUCAGAACCUAUGCCAGUGGCUCAAUCUCACCAAGGUUUACAUAGACAUUUUUCUUAACUCAGAGGAGAAGACACAGAAUAUGACUAGAACAGGGCUGUGUGGGGCAUGCAACAAUAAGUUCUGUUUGAUUGUAUGUAAACAAUGAUA
Messenger RNA from Lymnaea stagnalis (great pond snail), 501 nucleotides. The record is from the annotation of a GenBank genome assembly. NCBI's taxonomy places the organism in Eukaryota, Metazoa, Mollusca, Gastropoda, Lymnaeidae.